Messenger RNA from Schistosoma curassoni, 280 nucleotides. The record is from the annotation of a GenBank genome assembly. NCBI's taxonomy places the organism in Eukaryota, Metazoa, Platyhelminthes, Trematoda, Strigeidida, Schistosomatidae.
AUGUGAGAAAACUUGAAAUAAUCACUCCUGGAGAAUGGAUGACAAGUGACACGUCAGUGAGAUUUAAACUUAUUAAGAUAAGUUGUUCAAUACACAAUUCCUUUGAAAAAUGCCAAAAUGCGAGAACGUCAGGUGCGAAAUGUAUCUGGUAUGAAAAAGAUAAUAUGUGCAUUAACAGCGAUGAUAAUGAUGUUAAAAACACCAUUUCACAAAUAAAUGGACACAGUAAACAUAAUGACACACCUCGUUACUUGUAUAUCGUGAUACCAGUAAUUGUCGC